This is a messenger RNA of Brassica napus (rape), 2266 nucleotides long. RefSeq names its product pollen-specific leucine-rich repeat extensin-like protein 2. Bases 173 to 2119 code for a protein of 648 amino acids. The record is from RefSeq and is a predicted model, not a curated record. The transcript is spliced from 11 exons. NCBI's taxonomy places the organism in Eukaryota, Viridiplantae, Streptophyta, Magnoliopsida, Brassicales, Brassicaceae.
AUUAUAGGCUCCUCUGACUCGUUAUAUAAAAUCAUAUGAAGUAAUACGUAGCAAAGACGAAACUAACCAAAAGCCAUCUCUCUCCGGCAACAACAGCUCACAACCCAGCUCCCUGCUUCAAAAAUUCCAGGCAACUUAUUUACCGAUCCAGUUUAGCCCCAUCUUGUGCAAUAUGGACUUCUUCAGUUCAAAGAAAGAUGGAAAACGAUCAGGACUGUUCGGGAAGAAAAGUGCGAGCAAGAGCAAUCCGGCGACCCCUCCUCAUCCCGCCGCUGGUAGAUCUCCGCCACCUUCGUAUCUCUCCAACAAAAGAGCCGAGACAGAGUAUGAUUUCCCUAUCUCCCGUGAACAAAGAACAUACCCGAAACAACCGGCGUCUGAACGCGUCCCCAACUCCCACCCUAGGCCUCCUGUGUACGGAUAUGGCACGCCUGAACGUAGAGAAAGAAAGGAGAGGAUGAGUUAUGAGCCAGAGACUAACGCUCCUUCAAGCCCCUUUCAUCCCUCUGGAAACCGCACGCCUGAACGUCGUAGAAAGUCAAGCGAGUAUAGCCGAGAACAGCAGGAUCGAACGUAUGAGGCAGAUACCCGAAGCAAUGCAAGCCCCUUUCACCCAUUCAAAAGCCCUUCUCCAUCUCCAUACCACACGCCUGAUCGCCACAGAGAACACGAUGCAGACCACUACGAGGCAAUGUAUGAGCCUGAGGCCAAUAACAUGUUUCAGAACAGAGCUCCUGGGAGCCCAUUUCGUCAAGCCGGAAACCGCUCUCCAUCACCAUAUAGAACUCCUGAUCGUCAGCAAUCUGAAGACCUGUACGAGCGAGAUGGUGAUGUAACACCACGAAACAGCUCUCCACCGAGCCCCUUUCAUCCAGCAGCAAAUCGAUCACCACCACCACAAUCACACAGAACGCCUGAUCGUCGUAGAAACCACCCUGAUGACGAGCAAGACGGCGAAGUAACACCACGAACCAGCUCUCCACCGAGCCCCUUUCAUCCAACUGCAAGGCGUUCGCCACCACCACCACAACCAUACAGAACGCCUGAUCGUCGUAGAAACCACCCUGACAAUCAGCAAUCCGAGGAAGUGUAUGAGCGAGACGGCGAAGUAACACCACGAAACAGCUCUCCACCAAGCCCAUUUCAUCCAGCUGCGACCCGUUCGCCACCACCACAACAAUACAGAACGCCUGACCGUCGCAGCAACAAUCAUAAUGAUGAGCAAAUGGAAGCAAUGUAUGAGCCAGAUGGCUACGUUAUGCGGCAGGACAGCCCUCCUCGGAGUCCACUUCAUGGAGGAGCAUACUAUUCAUCCAGUGAUGAUGAUAACCACUCCACCUACCUCUUCCCAGAAAUUGGCACCCCAACUCGUUCCAUCCCAGUCUCCGCCAACACCACUCCUGUUCACCACAACUACCAAAUCAUUGCGGCGGAAACCUACGAGCAAGAGAAGCAGUACGAGCCACCGGAGCUAGCGGACGAGUCACAGAGCUUCUCGAUCCAGGAGAUCGCCAAAAUGCGAGGACUCAAGGAAGAGAGCCAAUCGAUGAUCUCCGAGUCCUACGUAUCCGUGGCCAACUACAGAGUGAAGUCGAGCGUGGCGGAAACGCUCCAGGCGAUCAUCUCCAAGCACGGAGACAUCGCCGCCUCCUCGAAGCUCCAGUCCAACGUGACGAGGUCCUACUACCUCGAAUCCCUAGCCGCCGUGGUGAUGGAGCUGAGGACGUCUGGAUUAAAGGAUCUGACGAAGACGAGAGUGGCGGAGAUGGCGGCGGUGGUGAAGGACAUGGAGUCGGUGAAGAUCGAGGUGACGUGGCUGAAGAAGGCGGUGGCGGAGCUGGGGGAGGCGGUGGAGUGCGCGGGGGAGUACGAGGCGGCGAAGGCGGAGAGGGAGGCGUGCGAGAGGGAUAUGAAGGCGAGGAAGGGGGAGAUGGAGGAGAUGAGGGAGGAGCUGGGGAAGAGGGAGAAGGAGAUCAGGGAGUGCAGAGAGAGGGUGACGGCGGUGGCGGGAAAGCUGGGGCAGUUAGAGAUGAAGGGAUCGAGGUUGAGCAAGAAUCUCGACAUGUUUCACUCCAAAGUCGAUAAGUUUCAAGGAGAAGUCGUCCUUCUCCACGUUUAAUACACCUUUUUUUACAUAUCUGUUUGAAUUAAUAUAUAUGGGCCCAUAUAUAUGCUUGUUUUGGGUUUAAGGCCCGUGAAGCUAUGAUACUGGCCCACCAACGGAUCUUAAUUGAAUAUUUUGUUUAUGUGAUUUCAUUAUACACCA